UGGUUUUAUAACUUUUAGAUGAUAUCUGACACCUAGGUAUCAAGUUCGACAUUGACAUUGCUGUCGAAUUAUUCUGUCGUGACAGUGACAGUUCACACAUUAUUCGAAAGGUUUUUUGAAUUUUGAACAUUCGAAAAUCGAAUAUUGACGAGGAGUGAAGCGUUGUUUUUAAAAAUGGCGUGGUCUUUUUUGAAAUAUUUUGCCGUUGUUUUCUAUUUGAUAUCGAUUGCUAAUGCACAGCGUACUCCAACAAUAUCACAUAUCACUCAAGAACAGAUCAGAGAUAUUGGUGGACAGGUAGACCUGGACUGCUCAGUCCAUUACGGUCAAGAUUAUCCUGUACUGUGGGUUAAAUAUGACCGUCUGAAAACAACAGAGUCAUUACCCCUGUCUACCAGCUCUGGUCUUAUUAUCCGUGACUCCCGGUUCUCAUUGCGUUAUGAUGAUGCCUCGGCUACGUAUACCCUUUCUAUUAAAGAUAUCCAAGAGACGGACGCUGGAUGGUACCAGUGUCAAGUAAUAAUCACAGUGAGCAGCAUAAUAUCAGCUGAAGUGGAGCUGCAAGUGAGAAGGCCACCGAUCAUCUCUGACAACUCUACUAGAUCUAUUGUCACUAGUGAAGGAGAGAGUACACAAAUGGAAUGCUACUCUGAUGGUUUCCCGCCCCCGAAGAUCUCUUGGCGUCGGGAGAACAACGCCAUCCUGCCUACUGGAGGCUCCAUCUAUCGUGGCAACAUUCUGAAAAUCCCAAAGGUACACAAGGAAGACCGUGGAACGUACUACUGUGUGGCUGAAAACGGUGUGGGCAAAGGGGCUAGGAGGAAUAUUAACUUGGAGGUGGAGUUCGCCCCAGUUGUAACCGUCCCGAGGCCCAGAUUGGGACAGGCUUUACAAUACGACAUGGACUUAGAGUGUCACGUUGAGGCCUACCCUCCUCCGGCUAUCACUUGGCUCAAGGAUGAAGUGCUUCUGUCUAACAACCAGCAUUACAGAAUAUCUCACUUCGCGACAGCAGACGAAUUCACAGACACGACGCUUAGAGUAAUAACUAUAGAGAAGCGGCAAUAUGGGAUGUUCACUUGCAAAGCACAGAACAAGUUGGGAAGGGACGAGGGCAGAGUCGAGUUGUUCGAAACAAUUAUCCCGGUGUGUCCGCCGGCGUGUGGCCAAGCGCGCUACGGGGCUGCAACGUCGCUCGCGCCCUCCAUUGAAACGGUCGCUGUUAUGUUCACGGCCUAUGUUUUAUACGCCUUCCGAGUCGCCAAUACCAGACAUUAAUCACGCCGGAUUACGACUGGACCCGGAGAUCUACGGAAACGGAGUGACCCACAAACUACACAUAUCGUUGACAAUUACACCGCUUAUUUACGUUUAUAGAUUUUACAAUCAAUAAAACAGUGUUGCUAGAUGAAAAACUAGAAAUGCUGAUUUUGAAAAUCGAAAUACAGAAAUUGCAAAAAACAGACAAAUAUAAUUUUUAAAAUAAGAAUACUGUAUAUGUUGCUAAGAAAAAGUGUUGACAGAACGUUCGGUUUACAAAUAUUAAUACACAUACACAACAUAUUGUCUAUGUUCAAGUGUUGCCAGUAAAUUGCAACAUCUGUAUUUUAAUUUAAUUUUUAAUAGAAGCAACAAUAUGCCUUACGAUUCAACGACUUUUGAAAGGCAAUAGGACUAAGAGUAGUUUUUGAAAAUUUUAAUAUUCCUGUGAAAAUCAAAUCAAUUUUCUACACAAACAUAGUUUAAGGUUUUUAAACCAGCAAUAAUUUUUGGCAAAAAUCAAUUUUUAAAUUAAAUGUACAAACAAGCUCAAAUCUUAUAAAAUUCGUACAAAUUUUGAGAAUCUCAAUUUUAUAUACAAAAUUAUUUACAUUUUUUUAAUGAACUAAAUUUUCGUAGUAAGUAACUUAGUAUGUAAUUUUAUAUUUUUGUAAAUUUAACAUGUAUUUUAACUUUGCAUUUUUGACAACGCCUGACGUAAAUUCCAAUUGAAUUCUAAAUAUUCGAUUUUUUAUUAUAAAAUCGAGACGAAUAAUAUUAAAUUUUAUAUUAGACUUUACUGUUAGUGCAAAAACUCUGUGGACUCCGCGUUAAGUAUGAGUUCCGUAUGUCUCGACAAUGGAUUUCAACAUUAAUGUCUAGAAAUGGUACCAAAACCGAUGUAGUUAUAUAAAACUAAAUCUAGCCACUGGCUGACUGCGCUUUUGACGCCAGAUCAAGCGUAAAUAUAUUUACGCUUAAAACAAUUAGCGCUUACUGCCUCAUCAAGCUUUUCUGAAAGCGAAUCAAAACUCGGAUUGAAGACCAAAUCUAGUGCUUUUAAGAUUCUACAGCGAAUUUCGGGAAUUUUUAUAAUUAAUAAAAUAUAACAUUUUCUGUGUAAGUAAAUCCUCUGGGCGUCACCUCUAAGCCAUUUCUAGUGUUCUAUAAUCUCAAUAGGAAAAACCUAAUAUUCUCCUUGUUCUAGAACCCACCAAAUAGUACCAAAACAUACAGAAGUUACCAUACAAAAAAGAGGCAUUCCUUAAAGCAUUUAUUAACUUUUUUACAAGUCAUUCCAAAUUAUUUUAUUAGACUGGUUUAUUCCAUCCAUUUGUUUUACUUAAUAUUUUAAAAUUAAUUUAGAUAUAUUUUUCAAAAUUGGUUGAAUAAAAAAAUACUGUAAUAUACUCUGUAAGACUUACUGAUUCCAACUAUUUACACAUUCAAAUUCUAUUGGUUAACCGUGGUACGAAAAUAUUAAAAUCGGAAUCCUUAUUGAACUUACAGAGUAAGCUUGCUGAUAUGGAUCUUUUUUAGACUUAAGUGGACUUUAACGUUCUUGCAUUUUUCUUAAUUAUUUUGUAAAUUAUGUAAUGUAUUUUUUUUGUCUUUACGCUUACGUUCAUAUAAAAUACCAUGUUACGGGAUUAAUAAUAUUUUUUGUUCGCUUAGGACACUUGACCCUGCUCGAAACAAUAUUAAUAAUCCCGUACAAAUACUAUGUAUAAAGCUUUAUAUGACAAGCCUAAUAUAAUUGUUAGAAUGGGUAUGGCUAGUCGGCAAAAGAUGCGCAGGAGUUUUAGAGAUUUUUAUCUGAUAAAAUACAUGCGCGAACUUUCACCCAAAAUCUAGCCGGAGAUGAAGACAUUUUGUAAGCUUACAAUAAUUAACAAUAGGUUCUAAAUCGCGUAAUUCCCCUUUUAACAGUGAUUUAUAACUGUGACAUGAUUUACCGUAUGAAAUGUUUGCAAGUGUGAAGUUUUAAUAAAGACUUU
Messenger RNA from Pieris brassicae (large cabbage white), 3257 nucleotides. RefSeq names its product lachesin (gene Lac). Bases 175 to 1278 code for a protein of 367 amino acids. NCBI's taxonomy places the organism in Eukaryota, Metazoa, Arthropoda, Insecta, Lepidoptera, Pieridae. The record is from RefSeq and is a predicted model, not a curated record. The transcript has 10 exons. Gene Ontology annotation, cellular component: neuron projection.